GAUGGCCCCGACGAGUGCCGAACCACCGCCGACACGAGCCGGCGUGAUCCACUCGACCACAUCCCUGGUGCAGCCAGACUUCCCCAGUGCAUCGGCAUCGAUAUCAUGCGCAUCUACCCGGUGUUCGUCGUCGACGUAUAUAUCCCCUCGGCACCGCUCUGGUAGCUGCCGGUAACCACACGACGCAGCCAUGACAACAACUCCCAUCAAGGACGACAUCAACUUUGACAAGACGGACGGUUAUGUCCACACGACCGAGGUUUUGGAUGUAGAGGGUGGACAGGCGGGGCCCACAAAGCCUCUCCGACGCGGUCUGCACAAGCGUCACAUUGCCUUUGUCGGUUUCGGUGGUGGUAUCGGUGUCGGUCUCUUUGUCGGAGUCGGCGCCUCGCUCGCCAGGGCUGGCCCUCUCGGUGUGUGGCUCGCCUACUGCUUCACCGCGGUCAAUGUCUGGUGCAUCAUCCAAUCAUGCGGAGAGAUGGCGACCAUGUUCCCCGUUGCCGGCACGUUCCCUCACUAUGUCAACCGCUUCCUCGACCCCGCGUUCGCGUUUGCGCUCGGGUGGACCUUCUGGUUUGACAAGGCGCUGGCCGUCGGCACCGAGGUGACCGCCUCGGUCGUCCUGAUCAACUACUGGACCGACCGUGUGCCAGCAGGCGCCUUGAUCACCAUCCUCCUGGCCGCCAUGUGGAUCAUCAACUUCCUGCCUGUCCGCUUCUUUGGCGAAGCCGAGGUCAUCACAGCCUCGAUCAAGGUCAUCACGCUUGCUGGUCUCAUCAUCCUCGGCCUUGUCAUUGACCUGGGCGGCGCGCCGUCCAAGGACCGUAUCGGCUUCCGCUACUGGAAGGACCCCGGUGCUAUGAACAACUUCCCCGGCAUUGGUGGCUCGUGGGGCCGUUUCCUGGCCUUCUUCCUCUGCACUGCCCAAGCCGCCUUCGCGUACGGCGGAAGCGAGGUCAUCGUCAUGACCGCCGCCGAGGCUACCAACCCGCACAAGCAGGUGCCCAGGACGAUUCGCAUGUUUGUCGCUCGUCUGCUCUUUUUCUACGUCGUCGGCGUGUUCAUCAUUGGUCUUCUCGUCCCAUUCAACAACCCCGGCCUCGUUAGCGGAUCUGGCAACGCCAACUCUUCCCCUUGGGUCAUCGCUAUCAAGGCGGCAGGCAUCAAGGGCCUCCCCUCGGUCGUCAACGCCGCGAUCCUCACCAGCGCCUGGUCGGCCGGCAACACCUACCUCUACAUCGCCGCCCGCUCUCUGGUCGGCCUCGCUCUCGACGGCCAGGCGCCAAAGAUCCUCGCCAAGACCACCAGCCGUGGUGUGCCUAUCCCCGCUGUCGUGCUUUCUGCUGCCGUCUCGUGCUUUGCCUACCUCUCCCUCGGCUCUGGCGGAGCCUCCCAGGCAUUCGGCUGGCUGCAGAGCAUGAACACGCUGUUCAUCCUCAUCAACUGGGGUGUGCUGUGCCUCACCUACAUUCGCUUCCGCGCUGCUCGUAUCGCACAGGACAUCCCGCGUGCGGAUAUCCCAUGGAUGUCGUGGGCGCAGCCUUACGCUGCAUGGUACGGCAUGUGCUUCUGCUGGCUUGUUGUUCUGGUGCAAGGAUUCCCCGUCUUCCUGAAGGGCAAGUGGGACACGCCGACGUUCAUCGCAAGCUACAUCAGUCUGGUCAUCUUUGUCGUCCCCUGCGUCGCGUACAAGAUCUUCUAUCGGACCAAGUUUGUUCGCCCUUCCGAGGCCGACCUCAUGUCUGGGCGCCUCGAUCCCGCCGACAUUUAUGACGAACCUGCGCCGACGACUUGGUGGGGCAAGGCGGCCGACAAGAUUAUCUAAGCUGGGGGUGAAGAGGGCAGUCGAGGGGCUGGCGGGCAGUUGUAAUCGGAGGGUUAAGCACGAAACGAAAGGUUGGGUGUAGUGCAAUGCAG
This is a messenger RNA of Vanrija pseudolonga, 1917 nucleotides long. RefSeq names its product Lysine-specific permease. NCBI's taxonomy places the organism in Eukaryota, Fungi, Basidiomycota, Tremellomycetes, Trichosporonales, Trichosporonaceae. The record is from RefSeq and is a predicted model, not a curated record. Gene Ontology annotation, biological process: amino acid transmembrane transport. Gene Ontology annotation, molecular function: amino acid transmembrane transporter activity. Gene Ontology annotation, cellular component: membrane. The transcript is spliced from 12 exons. The coding region runs from base 191 to 1825 and encodes 544 amino acids.